Quercus robur (English oak) is the source of this 2192-nucleotide messenger RNA. RefSeq names its product histone-lysine N-methyltransferase ASHH3-like. Lineage: Eukaryota; Viridiplantae; Streptophyta; Magnoliopsida; Fagales; Fagaceae. The transcript is spliced from 14 exons. The record is from RefSeq and is a predicted model, not a curated record. Bases 362 to 1465 code for a protein of 367 amino acids. Gene Ontology annotation, cellular component: chromatin; nucleus. Gene Ontology annotation, molecular function: protein binding; histone H3K36 methyltransferase activity. Gene Ontology annotation, biological process: regulation of DNA-templated transcription.
UCGCAAAAGGAGAUGGGAAAAUGGGCGAAAAAGAUGCGGCCGCGCCUAGCCUUAGCCUUAGCCUUAGGUUAUGUAUCGAUGGAUUGGGUUGGUCCAGUUGCAAAUUCACGUUCUGUUGUCUUGUCGUGGUUUUGGUUUUAGUUUUAGUUCUACCUUUCGUUUUUCUGGCUCACUGUCUCUACUGCGUCUAACUCUCUGCCAGAUCUCAUUUUCAUUCAUUCUUCCCUCCCGGUUACAGUCGCACUCAGUUUGAUUCGAGCUAGAGCUUUAUUUUGCUUUGAGAUAUUGACUUCCCUACUCAAUUGAGCAGAGGCCUUUAUUUCUCAAUAUUUUAUGUGGUGACUCUACUUGAGUUGAGGCCAUGCCUGCUACAAAGAAGACUCCUGAGCACAAUCGUGUCGGGAAUGUUUUUAACAACUUGCUGAAGCAGAUUGGGAAUCCUGUUGAUUUCGAACUUCCAGAUUGGUUUAAUAAAUGGAAGCCAAUGCCAUACACCUUUAUAAGGCGAAAUAUAUAUCUCACAAAGAGAAUUAAAAGACGCCUUGAGGACGAUGGAAUAUUCUGUUCCUGUAGCCCAUCACCUGGAUCUUCUGGCGUGUGUGGUAGAGAUUGCCAUUGUGGGAUGCUUCUGUCUAGCUGUUCUUCUGGCUGUAAAUGUGGGAGUUCAUGCCUCAACAAACCAUUUCAGCACCGACCUGUGAAGAAGAUGAAACUGGUGAAGACUGAAAAAUGUGGCUCUGGAAUUGUGGCGGAUGAAGAUAUCAAGCACGGAGAAUUUGUAAUAGAGUAUGUGGGAGAAGUUAUUGAUGACAAGACAUGUGAGGAAAGGCUUUGGAAUAUGAAACACCGUGGAGAGACAAACUUUUACUUGUGUGAAAUUAAUCGAGAUAUGGUAAUUGAUGCCACAUACAAGGGAAACAAGUCAAGAUAUAUAAACCAUAGCUGUUGUCCCAAUACCGAGAUGCAGAAAUGGAUAAUUGAUGGGGAAACAAGAAUUGGCAUAUUUGCAACUCGUGACAUAAAAAAGGGCGAGCAUCUGACCUAUGAUUAUCAGUUUGUUCAAUUUGGUGCAGAUCAAGAUUGCCAUUGUGGUGCUGCUGGCUGCAGGCGGAAGCUGGGGGUUAGACCUACCAAGCCUAAGAUGUCUUCGGAUGCUGCAUUAAAGCUAGUGGCAUACCAGGUGGCUGUGUCAUCUCCUAAACUGAAAGCAAUUCUGUCUGGAGAAGAUGUUUAUCAGAAUGGAGGUUUACAUGUAGGGAGUUCGCAUGUUAGUGAGCAACAAAGAACAUGCUCCCGUAAUUGUAUUGGUGAAGUUAUCAUGAUAACUCGCCCCAUGAACAAAAGGUCCUUUGGUAUUAUUAAACGUUUUGAUAAAUUUUCCAGAAAACACUCAAUCAUGUUUGAAGAUGGUGCUAUUGAAUUUCUUGACAUGACCAAAGAAGAUUGGGAACUUGUAACAUUGUGAUUUAAUUAUGAGGUAUCACUACUUCAUUGACCCGUUGCCUCCUCCAUUUCUCAUGAAACAAAGAUCCUUCUGUCCUGCACCUGACUCACAAGAAUGUUAUACCAAAUGUAGGAACCCUAGCUGUGCUCUCACAUAAAUAAGGAUUUGUCAUUCCCUUCACAGGGUUCACAAGAAUGCUGUACCAAAUGUAAUUUGUUCUUAAUUCUUCUAAUAAGGAGUUCAUAAGCUGAUUCCAUUGAAUAUAUAUGAUGCUUUUAUUUUUUGGUGAAGGGGGGAAUACUUGGCUGGUAAAGGCACCCCUCUGGAUUAAGUGUAAUGCUUGUGACACUACAAAUUCCUAUGAAGGUGGAGAACAUACACGCCUUGGGGAAUGCAUAGUUAUAUCCAAGAAAAUGAGAUCUUGUGCUGGGCACUUGAUUUCAAAGUCGACUUGGUUUGUAUUCUGUGUCUGAUAAAUGUCAUUUGGAUUAUAUGUUCUUAGAAUUAGAUUGAGUACAAGUAGUCUCCAUUUUUAGUUUUCAACCAAUGUCUUGAUGUUUCAUUUGAAUUUUGGCAUGAGGAGCUUGUUCUUUAACAAUUUGAGAGGCUUGAUGCCCAAUCAGGUAGUUGAAAUUACCAACCAUAUUUUCCUGUUUCAUCGACAUCCAACAUUUAUGAAAUACAAUAAUUUUAUGGGGCUGCCCCAUAUAUAAUAAAAGCAUUGAAUAAACAGAUGGUUUGUAACUCA